Molecule: messenger RNA, 1868 nt
Organism: Xenopus tropicalis (tropical clawed frog)
Lineage: Eukaryota; Metazoa; Chordata; Amphibia; Anura; Pipidae
Gene: pipox
Product: pipecolic acid oxidase
Molecular function (GO): sarcosine oxidase activity; oxidoreductase activity; L-pipecolate oxidase activity
Source: RefSeq, marked provisional
UCCUGCCAUAACCAAUAUGGCUCUCCCCGGCCGCACGAAAUAUGACUGCAUUGUUAUAGGGGCUGGAAUCCAGGGCUCCUUCACAGCCUAUCACCUUGCUAAGCACAGGAAGAAGACCCUGCUGCUAGAACAGUUCCCCCUUCCACACUCCAGGGGAAGCUCGCAUGGACAAACACGCAUUAUUCGGAGAGCCUACGCAGAACAUUUCUAUACUGACAUGAUGGAGGAGUGCUAUCAGUUGUGGGCUGAACUGGAGAAAGAAUCGGGGACGCAGCUGUACAGGAAAACGGGUCUUCUUGUCUUGGCAAAAUCUGGGAAUGAAGAGUAUGAGACAGUCUGCAAAAACAUGACAGAGAAGCAGAUCCCAUGGGAGAAUCUGAGUCCAGCUGAAAUGAAGGUCAGAUAUCCAGGUCUGUUCUUAAGUCCAGGGGAAGUUGCCUGUUGUGACAUCAAUGGCGGAGUUCUAUACGCAGACAAGGCUUUGAGAGCUGUACAGAUGCUUUUCAAACAAAUGGGUGGAGUGAUUCGAGAUGGAGAGAAGGUGAUGCACAUAAAGCCGGGGCCUGUGGUAACUGUGACAACCAAUUCAAGCAUCUAUGAGGCUGAUGGGAUUGUCAUAACGGCAGGACCUUGGGCUCAAAAAGUACUUCGCCCACUCGGCCUUCAACUCCCAUUAAAGACGCUGAGAAUCAAUGUGUGUUACUGGAGAGAGAAGAUUCCUGGCAAAUCUGGGAUCCUUCAGAGCCUUCCCUGCUUUUUGGGUUUCAAUCUCAAUGGAGAGGAGCAUGAGGUGUAUGGGCUGCCCUCCCAGGAAUAUCCAGGGCUCAUCAAGAUAUGCUUUCAUGGAGGAAAUGAAGCAGACCCUGAAGAGCGUGACCUCAAAGUCCAAAAUCCUGAAAUACAGGACAUUGCAAAACUCAGCAGCUUUAUCAGUCGCUAUAUUCCAGGCUUACACCCAAGGCCUGCUGUGGUGGAACAGUGCAUGUAUACGAACACCCCAGAUGAAAAUUUUAUAUUGGAUCAUCACCCACUUCAUAAAAACAUUGUCAUUGGUGCUGGAUUUUCAGGCCAUGGAUUUAAACUGUCGCCUGUGGUUGGUAAGAUCCUGAGUGAACUCUGCACAGGAGAGAAAGAGUCAUAUGACCUUAAGCCUUUCCGGAUCUCGCGCUUCAAAACCCCGUUAAAGGCAGCGUUGUAAUGUAAAUUGCACUUCAGAAGCCAUAUUGUGCUGCCAUACGGUGACCAUUUUAAUUACUUGGAUAGAGAUGGCUGGACUCAUUAAUUAAGAUUCAAGAUUUGUGAGUUAAGUUUCUGAAUUUUAAGCAGCCUCUGUUUUAAUUAACACGAUUUCAGGAUAUAUUUAAAGUGAUCCAUAUAAUACAGGCAACGGGACAUUGGUGUUUUUAUAUUUGUCAACAUCUUUUGUUAUAGUCAUUCAGACUAUAAUUCCCAUAUGUAAUAAAAGCAACUAAGUUAACCCCUUGCAACCAAUAAGAUAUUUGCGUUGAAACAGGUGACCAGUAAAUGCUGCCUGCUGAUUGGUUGCUAUGGGUUACUGCUCCUGGGCAAAUAGUGCCUUUUAUUACAUAAACCCCUAAAUGUCUUGCAAUCUAGUAGAGAUGAAUUGUUAGUGGUGCAGAUAUGAGGAGCACCUUAUAACCUUAUUACAAUACUGGAAAUGUAAGGAUAUUGCUCAGGGCGAUGCACCAUUAGUACCUUUUUAGUAACUGCUUGGUGACUUUUCACUGGCCUGUCUCACACAAGCAUCGUGGUUACACUCUUUCAUGUUCUUCUUUACUUCAUCAUGAAAUGUAAUUAAAUUAAAAUAAAACUCCUCACACAAUAAAAAAAAUUAUUUUUAAGAUCCA